Zonotrichia leucophrys gambelii is the source of this 4823-nucleotide messenger RNA. It is a transcript of the gene NIPAL3, whose product is annotated as NIPA like domain containing 3. Lineage: Eukaryota; Metazoa; Chordata; Aves; Passeriformes; Passerellidae. The record is from RefSeq and is a predicted model, not a curated record. Bases 41 to 1267 code for a protein of 408 amino acids. The transcript has 11 exons. Gene Ontology annotation, molecular function: magnesium ion transmembrane transporter activity. Gene Ontology annotation, cellular component: membrane. Gene Ontology annotation, biological process: magnesium ion transport.
CCAGCAUCUAGAAAGCUGAAAAACAAAGAAAACCCCCAGAAUGGAAGGAGGAAACAGCCCCAGCCUGCAGCUGCAGCAGCUCCCGUUGGCCACGGCAGCAGUGUCUGUGCAGCCACACACAGACUCCUUCUCCUACAAGGAGAACUUGAUUGGGGCACUCCUGGCUAUUUUUGGGCACCUUGUCAGCAGCAUUGCCCUCAACCUGCAGAAAUACAGCCACAUCAGGCUGGCAGGCUCCAAGGACCCCCGGGCCUACUUCAGAACCAAGACCUGGUGGAGUGGGUUCGUGCUGCUGCUGCUGGGGGAGCUGGGGGUGUUCUGCUCCUACGCCUUCGCUCCGCUCUCGCUGAUUGUGCCCCUCAGUGCCGUGUCUGUAGUGGCUAGUGCAAUCAUAGGAAUUAUAUUUAUUAAAGAAAAAUGGAAGCCCAAGGAAUUCUUGAGGCGCUACGUGCUGUCCUUCGUGGGCUGUGGCCUGGCAGUUGUUGGCACUUACCUGCUGGUGACAUUUGGACCCAACAGCCACGAGAAGAUGACAGCAGAAAACAUCACCAGGCAUUUAGUGAGCUGGCCAUUCCUGCUCUACAUGCUUGUGGAGAUCAUUGUGUUCUGUCUGCUCCUGUAUUUUUACAAGGAGAGAAAUGCAAACUACAUUGUCAUUAUUCUUCUGCUGGUGGCUUUGCUGGGUUCCAUGACGGUGGUGACAGUGAAGGCAGUGGCUGGGAUGAUCCUGGUGUCCAUCCAGGGCACCCUGCAGUUGGACUCCCCCAUCUUCUACAUCAUGUUGGUGUGCAUGGCUGCCACUGCCAUCUACCAGGCCACGUUUUUAGCUCAGGCCUCCCAGCUCUAUGACUCAGCUCAGAUCUCCAGCAUUGGCUACAUCCUCUCCACCACAGCAGCAAUCUCAGCAGGAGCAACUUUUUACCUGGACUUCAUGGGUGAAGAUGUUCUCCACAUUUGUAUGUUUGCACUGGGGUGCCUCAUAGCAUUCCUGGGAGUGUUCCUGAUCACCAGGAAUAGGAAGAAGCCUGUCCCCUUCGAGCCCUACAUCUCAAUGGAUGCCAUGCCAGGCAUGCAGAACAUGCACGACAAAGGGAUUGCAGUGCAGCCUGACCUCAAAGCCUCCUUCUCCUACGGCGCCCUGGAGAACAACGACAGCAUGCCAGAGAUCUACACCCCAGCCACGCUGCCCAUCGUGCAGGAGCAGCACGGGCCCAGGGGCGGCCCUGCCCCUCCCUACAGGGUGCUGGAGCACAGCAAGAAGGAGUGAGUGACCUUCAAGGACUCAGCACUUGGACCUUUCCUUAUUUACCUGUUCAAAUAGAAGCGAGCGUAAAGCCGACCUUGAGAGGAGUUUUAAGCUCGUCUCGAGCUGAACUUUCCAGGCUGAUUAUUAAAAUCAACAACUUUUGCUAGGUGGGAAGUUGAAAGCACUUGGCAGGAAGCAGCUCCCAGUUCUGCAUGGCAUUGCACUGGGAGUGUGCAGUGAUGGAACUGAUGGCAGAGGAGAUGCUGUGCCAGUGACUGUGCAGUUUGCAGCCCUGCUGGGAGUGCUUUCAUCUCCAGACAAGUUUGCAGGAGCUGCUCACAGAGAGGGGAGGACAGGAUUUCAUCUUUGCUUUACAGGGACUGUGACAGAUUUCCAGGAAGGCUCCAAGUCCUGGUGUGACCAUGGAGCUCCCCUGACACAGCAAUAAAUGGAAUUGUUUGGAAGCACCACCACUGGAACUCGCUGUGUCUUUAGAGCAGCAGGACUGGUGAGAGUGAGCAUUUAUCCCCUCAAAACACCAAUUCUGGGCACUUCUGUUCUGGUGUUGAACACAAGCACUGAGGAUGGGGGUUGUUUUUAGAGCACCACUGGAUUAUAUGGCUUACAACAAAGAUUAUUUGCCAGUUUUCUGAUUUCAUAGCAGGAGCUUCAAGUUGGAUUAAAUGGUGCAGAGGGAGCACUAUAAAGGAUGAGGACAAGGAGAAAUGAGAAUGAUGUGACUGUAUCUGUUGGGAAUUGAUGUAAUUUUGGACAAAAUCUGAAUUCUUUAUCAUGUUUAUUUAUUUUCUUUCUGAUUGAGACAGGAUUUCCAAUUUUAGUAGUCCCAACUCUUAAAGGUGUUGAAGUUCCUUAGUUAAAAGCUCAGUUUAGGUGAUGUAAGCUGGGGUCCUCCCCCUUUUUCUUUCUUUUUAAAAAAAGGAAAACCAAUACUUGUCUACUACUGUGGAUGACCCAAGGAGAGAAGUUGCCCAGCACUCACUGAGGCCCGUGAGGAUAAUGGAGCUUUGUGUACUUUGAUAUUUAUCUUCCCAGCUUCCAGGAGAUGGCCAGGAGCUGAUACUGAGGGAGAAUGGACCCGGGGGGACAAUGGGGAACUGUCACUUGAGGAGAAAGUACAACAUUCACUGCUUAUCCUGCACUUUGAUAGCACUGGCUGCUCUAAAAUUGGGGGUUUUUUUCUGAGAAACUGAAUUUUAAGUCCACUCAGUGUGGUCUGGGCUGUCUGCACAGUGGAGUCUCCAGAUCCCUGGAACUUUAUUUGGAAGGAAUAGUGCUCAUGUUCUGUGUAUAUUUAAGUGAUUCCCCCAUACCAGGCAGUUUGGGAUUAUCUUAGAUUUGGAAUAGUGGCUUUCUGCAUUUAUUUAUUUUUAUUUUUAUUUGUUAAAUUGACUCAUGGCCAGUUUCUGUUCCCACUGCCAGAAAUUCCCAACAACUCCCCUGACCUGCACAUGAUUAUUCCAGGUUCUUGUUGUUGUAAAUGACAACAGAACUGUUCCUUUGCAUUUGUUUGCUUUGCCAGACUGAUUCAAUCUGGGCAUGCUUUGGAUUGCUCUGGCAUUUUUGUGCAGCUUAGAGAAAUAACCUUCCCCUGCCAGGGGAGGUGCCCUGGGGCUGUACCCGGGUUCCUUCACCAGCUGGGCACAGUUCAGAUCUUAUCAGUGGCAUCCCCUGCACUGCAACUUGGGAAACCUCAAGAAAUGACAGCUUUGCUUUCACCCUCAAUCCUUGAUUUGUGAUUAAGCAAGAUAAGGAUGUUAAUGGGCUCCUGCUGCCAGAGCAUUCAUCUGCUGGGGUGCAGUGACACUGAUUGAGUGCCUUUGGAUGUGGCCAUGGAUUGUUGGUGAAUUUAUGGGCAGCUUUUGUUCAUUAACAAUGCACAAUGAGGCUGCAUGGGAAGGGCACAGGAAUGCUGCCUUUCCUUAUCUCUUCCCAUUUCAUCAACCUGUUGUGACCCGUUGGUUCUGCAGCCACAGAACACAGUGUCUGAAAACAAGCUGUGCCACCACACACUUGUUCCAUGGCAAUAUUCUCUGUGCUUAAUUGAGUGGUGGGAAAUAAUUCAGAAGGGCCUAAAUGGCUGCUGACACCCAGAUCAGUGAUGGUCCCAGCUCUCAGCAGUGAUUAAACCCAGCACAGACUUGGCAGCCCUGGAUUUGGGGUUGGGUUUUCCUCCUCAGCACAGCCCUGAGAGAUGGACACAGAGCCAGGGGACAGAGCUGUGGCUGUGCCUCCUGUUCAGGGCUGGUUUUGCUGUAAACUCCCCAAUUCUCCUGAGCCCUUGUUCCCUUCACAGAGCCCUCAGCCCUUCUCUGAGUGAAACUGCUCCCAGCCACGAGCUGAGCUUUUGUGCUAUUGUGUGGCUUUGGCCCUUUCUUUGCAAAGAUUCUAAAUCCAAAGCUUUACAUAACCAUGUUUUAUUUACACAGGCUCUGUGUGCUCAAAUAAUUCUACUUAAUAAUGACAGUUCCCUUUACCUGCAGCCACAGGGAAAUCUUCCUUUGUUUGCUUCUGGAAACUUCCCUGCCAAAGGCCUCCACUGGAGGUGGUGUCUGUUUCUCCAGCACAUCAAUCACAAUAUUUCUGAUCACUGUGCCACAGCAGUGGAGCCUGGGCUGUUCCUUGGCCAUGGGCCUCAGCUCCAUCACUGAUGUAGGGGUAGGACUGAGGGGCUGCACCUCACUCCUCUUUGCUGCUGCUGUUCAACACUGGAAUCUCAAAAUAAGGUUGAUUUUGUUUGUUUGGGUUUUUUUUUUUUUAUUUUAUGCAUAUUCCUCUUUCUUGCUUUUUCUCCCAGUUUUCCAAAAACUGUUAUUUUCUGCUCUUCAGCCUAAGAAAAGGCAUGAGCAGGGCCCAGAGAAACCAAGUGUGUUGUUUAAACUUGACUGAAGGACUUCUGUGCUCUUUCAGGAGUGAAUUAAACUCCUCACCUCCCUUCUAGUCCAGAGAAGCUGCAACAGGAAGGGUUUUGCACCCUCACACUGAGCUUUUCACAGAAUAUUUGUCAGUCUGAGGUGACAGUGGCCAUGCCUGGGACUGCAGCAAAUAUUUACAGCAGAGCAGCACAGCAAGGUUUAAAGGAGAGGAGCCCUGUGCCACAUUCCAGGGUGAAAAAUUCUUUAGGUGUUGUCCAGCACACUCUGAUCUGUGAAUGUCAGCACUGCAGGGUUCAUGCAGGACCCUGCACGUGGCACAGCACCCCCAGACUCCAAAUGGAAGGGAUUUCUCAGCACCUGGAGAAAUCCUUGGGUUCCUUGGGUUCAUCCCUGCCUUCCUUACCAGUGAGCUGACAUCUCUGGCCAGAGCACUUCAAACAUCCUCAGUGUGUUUUAUGUGUAACUGCACUCUGUGGAGCACAGCUGAAUGUAUAAAAUGAUCUGCCUCCAACGUUCUCCUGUCACUUUAAAAUGUGUAAAUAAAUCAAGCUUUACACUCUUGCACUGUAAAGGAUAACUGCUUCAUUUUUCACAGGCAGUGUUGCAUGUCUGUUUAAUUCUGUUUGUCUUUCAGGUGAGACAAAUGAAACCAAACUUUGAAUAAAUGAUUGUGGUAAAACCUA